Molecule: messenger RNA, 2694 nt
Organism: Euleptes europaea (tarantolino)
Lineage: Eukaryota; Metazoa; Chordata; Lepidosauria; Squamata; Sphaerodactylidae
Gene: LRWD1
Product: leucine rich repeats and WD repeat domain containing 1
Exons: 16
Coding region: 98-2416 (772 amino acids)
Biological process (GO): chromatin organization; establishment of protein localization to chromatin
Cellular component (GO): nuclear origin of replication recognition complex
Molecular function (GO): chromatin binding; protein binding
Source: RefSeq, a predicted model, not a curated record
GGAGGCCGCGGCGGAAGAGAGGCCUUCCCGCCUCGGAGGAGGUUUCAGAAAGAUAUUGGACAGCUCUGGGUGAGCAGAAAACUGGAAGAGAUUAAAAAUGUCCAAAAUAACCACAGAAUUUCUGUUGGCAAGAGGAGUGCCCAAGUCCACAAGGCUGAGGAAGAUCAAAACUCUGAACCUCUCCAGAUUGCAAAUAACCACAGAAGAUUUGGAACCACAGUUAUUUUCUCAGCUGCGCCACCUCCAAGAGCUGGACCUGUCCGACAACCUGCUGGAGAAGCUUCCCGACAACCUGAGCCUGCCGAACCUCCGCAUCCUCAAUUGCAAUGACAAUCAGCUUAAAGAUGUGACUGCCUUGGAGCAGUUCCCACAGCUGAAAGUACUAAGCUAUGCGAACAAUGUAAACCUGACACCUAGCGAUGACUAUAAGGUCAUGUUUCUUCUGCGAAAUCUCCAGGAGCUGAAUGGCAAAGAUGUCACCAAGCUGGCCAAUCAUGUGAGGGUGAUCAACAGUCGUGAGCUGACCAGCAGGGUCACCGCUCACUGGGGGAAAAACUUCCGUAACCAGCUCCCUAAGACUUUGUCUCCUGAGCAGCUGAAAUCGAUCCGAAAAAAAUUUGUGAAGUCAGCGCAAGCCCACGUUGCGUAUGGACCCAGCUCGCUCAGCGACUUUACCCAAUGGCGGGUGGAAAUGAUUGCCGAGGAAUUCUUGACAUCGCUGAUAAAUCAAGAAGACAACCCUGCUCCUGAAGCAGGAAUAAAAACAGAGGAGGAGGAGGAGGAGAAAGAGGAGGAGGAGGAAGAAGAAGAAGGCAAAAUUGCAGAAAGUGUGGCUGAAAAUAAAGCUGCUUCUAAGGGCACAGUAACCCCCAGCAAGAGGAAAGGGGCUCGUUCCAAAGGAAGAGCUGCACGCAAAAGAUCCCGUUCCCAGAGCAGCUCUAAGGAGGAACCGUCUCCCAGCCCCAAGAAGACCAGCCGCCUGCAGGACGAGCGCAGUCCCGAGGAGCAGAGAGCGUCUCGCCCGCAGACCGAGCAAUCCCAGCCCGCCCUGGAUUCCGAAGGGGCUCAUCGGAACGGUGGGCGGCUUCCGAAAGCACGUAGCCAUAAAAGGUCCAGCCAGAAGAAGGAGGAGCACAAGGAAGAAGAAGAGGAGGAGGAGGAGGACGAGGAGGAGGAAGAGGAUGAAAAAGAUGGUUGUAGCACCCCAGACAAGGACUUGGAAGGCGAGGAGACAAUCACCCUGGAGCCCGUGCAUUUUCUGCAGUGUCACAGUAAAGGCAACAACAGAGACGACUUCAAAACCCAGCUGUGGGCCUGUGUCUUUGAGCCGCCACUGGACUGUGGGACAAGAAAAGAUCCCGUGGUGAGCUCGUCUAGGACAGCAGCAACCUGUGGCGGGGACUCUGUUUGUCUGGUCGACUGUGAGACUGGUAUCGUUUUGAAAAAGUACAAAGUGGCUGGAGAGGAGUUUUUCACUGUCACAUGGACAACCCUCACAAUGGUGACCAGCGAUGGGCGCAAAAAAAAGCACAACGUCCUGGCUGCCGCCGGGAGACGAGGCAUCGUGAAGCUGAUCCACGUGGCUGCCGACUAUUGCUAUGGAGAAAUAAAGGCCCACAAGAAGCCCAUCGCUACUGCCUGCUUCAGUCCGAUCAACGAAACACAUCUCUUCACUGCCUCCUAUGACAAGAAAAUAUGUGUGUGGGACAUUGGAGUGCCAGACUGCGACUACAAUUUCAAAGAAAGGCAGCUGAUGGUGCUGGAGACAGUGGCGACACCGUUGCGGAUUGCCCUGGUGCCCUCUUGCCCGGACCGGUACUUGGUGGCUGGCUGCGAGCAGGGCUGCUUUGCCUGGGAUAUUAGGGUGGAUGAGAAGCAACAGAAAAACAGACCUCAUGAAGUGGAAUUUCAGUUCCCAGAUGAUGAGGGGAACGAGACCUCUUCCCACCGGGUGGAUGGCCUGGCCUUUUUGAAUGAAGACAUUGUGGUCACCAAAAGUUCUAAGAUGGGGUCCAUAAACCUUUGGAGCUGGAGCCGCUCUUUCAAAGAACAAGGGAAAGGAUCGCGGAGGACGGUGCAGGCAGUCAUUCUGGCGGAACUGGAAUGGUCCCCAACAGACCUGCCUUACCUCACUCUCAGCACGUGCCCAACAGAAGAGUACGUAUUCUGUGGCGACGAGAAAGGAAGCGUGUGGCUUUACGACCUCAGUAACCACUUGUCGGCUCUGAGUGCUACCAAGGAAGACCGUGCGACCAAGAGAAUAGGACCCGCACAGGUUCUCAAGUGGCCGGAACUGAAAGCGAACGGAGAGCCUUUGACAGACGUCUUGGUGAACAAUGUGGUCGCCGACCCCUCCUUCACUUACCUGGUUGCUCUGACUGACGUAAACAUUGCUGCGAUAUGGAAGAAAGCCUAGCUGGCCUGGCUUGCUGCCGCCCCCAAAGGAGAGGAGCCUCAUUUUUCGUCCUGUCUCAGUAGUGCAGUAUUUGUGACCGUUCACAGAGAAUAACCAGAAGGGGAAGAUUUAAGUUCAUGUUAUCAAUGCAAGGAAAAUCAACAAAAAAGGGGUUGGCUAGAACCAUGUCUUGUUAUUGCCAAUACCUGCAUCUCUUAACUGUGAGUUUGCUUCAUUGGUGUACUAAGUGUAUUUGUUUUAUAGAAAGACAGUAUUUAAUAAAACUUGAUACCAGAUUA